CCGGCCGCUGAGUCGUGUAGAGUGAUCUGGGGCUGCGCUGAGGGGGACGGGGAGUCUGAACAAGUCCGUAGUGCGGCCGCGACACCGGGACAGCAGGGGACGAGGCGCCCAUAUGACUGAAGACGGCAGCAGACAGAAGACCAUUCCUCCUAGGUUCACAGACCUCCUCAUGAGCAGGAUAACCUCACAGCGUUGGUGGGCAGCAACUCUCACCAUACAGAAAUAGGUCCCUUGGAUUCCAGUUUUGAGGAGACGCUAUUGGAGAUGAGGACUUCAGAAGAACAAGCAGCCACCACAGUGUUGCAGAGACUGCUGCAGGAGCAGCUACGUUACGGGAAUCCUAAUGACAACCGUAACCUGCUGGCCUUGCAUCAACAAGCUACAGGGAACGUGCCCCCCUUUGGUGGAGGUCAUGUAUCUCAGAACGAGGGACUGAAUCCUCAAGACUCCCAGUUAGUUCCACAUGCUGCCCGCCAGGAGCCACAAGGGCAGGAGAUCCAGGUGGAGAAUAUGAUGGAGAAGCAGAUACCGUUAAGAGCUCAGAACAGUGAAGAGCUCCCGACUUAUGAAGAGGCCAAGGUGCAGUCUCAGUACUUUCGUGGACAACCUCAUACUAGUGUUGGAGCUGCUUUUUAUGUAACUGGUGUGACUAAUCAGAAAAUGAGGACAGAAGGUCGCCCCACAGUUCAGAGGGUUAACACAGGUAGAGUUCAUCAGGACGAUGGCCUAAAGGACCUAAAGCAGGGCCAUGUACGGUCCCUUAGUGAACGACUCAUGCAACUUUCACUAGCUACUAGUGGUGUAAAGGCCCAUGCCCCUGUUACCAGUGCCCCUCUCUCCCCACAGCCAGGAGAUUUCUAUAAAACCACUGGAUCAAAUGAAGUAUUCAAGAAUCCAUCUCACAUUGGUGGACAGAAGAUGGAACACAGGGGUCCUCCUCCUGAUUACCCUUUUAAAAAUAUUUCCACUCUACCAACUCAAGGAAAAUCCAAGGAGAUGGGGCAUUAUUACGGGGACCCUAGAGGCAGUCAGCAGAAUCGUUCAGAUGGUCCAAUGGUCCGUUACCAGCCUCCGCCAGAGUAUGGCUCAUCAAGGCAAAAUCACGAUGUGCAACAACAUUUUCAGCAGAGAUCUCCACACUACCACAGUCCCACCUCUUCCCUUACAUCCUUGGGAUCUAUGAGCCUCAUACAGUCCCCUCCACCGUCAGGCAUGUCACCAUCUCAACAACAGCUUCCCUCCCCAAGCCAUGGGGAAUUCUUCUCUGGGACACCACGGCCUCAUCAAAUGUCCAGUCAGUUUCACCAUGGAGACUUUUACCGCAUGUCUCAGACAUACCUUGGUCAUCAGCAGCAACCACCACAAAUGGACCAUGCAAGACCACCCUCUUUACCCUCCCCUUAUUCCCAGAUGCAGGGCGACCCAUUUGCCAUUGUUUCCCGGGCACAGCAGAUGGUGGCUGUUCUGUCUGAAGAGAACAGGUCUCUACGCCAGGAGCUGGAAGGAUGCUAUGACAAAGUGGCAAGAUUUCAAAAAAUGGAGAUGGAAAUCCAGCGAGUCUCUGAAGCAUAUGAAAAUCUUGUAAAAUCUUCUUCCAAGAGAGAGACUUUGGAGAAAGCUAUGAGAACAAAACUGGAGGGAGAGAUCCGAAGGAUUCACGACUUUAACAGGGACCUCAGAGAACGAAUGGAAACUGCUAAUAAGCAACUUGCAGCAAAGGAGAUUGAGGGAUCAGAGGACAACCGGAAGACCAUAUCCCAACUACUAGCACAGAAUAAAGACCUACAAAGAGAGAAAGAGAAGCUGGAAAUGGAGUUAUCUUCCUUGCGGUCCAUGAAUGAGGACCAAAGAAGGCAUAUUGAGAUCCGAGACCAAGCCUUAAAUAACGCUCAGGCCAAGGUGGUGAAGUUGGAAGAAGAAUUGAAGAAGAAGCAGGUAUAUGUUGACAAAGUAGAAAAGAUGCAACAGGCUUUGGGCCAGCUCCAGGCUGCCUGUGAGAAGCGUGAACAACUGGAACACAGACUACGCACCAGGCUGGAAAGAGAACUGGAAUCCCUACGAAUGCAGCAGCGCCAGGGGAACUCUCAAUCCGCCAGUGUUUCUGAGUAUAAUGCUGUCGCCCUAAUGGAGCUACUCCGGGAGAAGGAGGAGAGAGUGCUAGCUCUUGAAGCAGACAUGACCAAGUGGGAGCAGAAGUACUUGGAGGAAAGUGUUAUGAGACAGUUUGCACUAGAUGCCGCUGCUACUGUGGCUGCUCAGAGGGACACCAGCUCAAUAAGCCAUUCUCCUAGUUCAAGUUUUGAUACCACUGUGGAGGCCCGUAUCCAGAAGGAAGAAGAAGAGAUACUUUUGGCCAAUAGAAGAUGUGUAGACAUGGAAGGAAGGAUAAAGACUCUUCAUGCUCAGAUAAUUGAGAAGGAUGCCAUGAUUAAGGUGCUUCAACAACGUUCUCGUAAAGACACCAGCAAAACGGAUCAACCAUCUUCCAUGCGUCCAUCUAAGUCCCUUAUGUCUAUCUCAAAUGCCAGCUCUGGGCUACUCUCUCAUUCUUCUACACUCAGCAGUACUCCUAUCUUGGAGGAAAAGAGAGAGGACAAGAGCUGGAAAGGCAGCUUGGGAGUUCUCUUAGGAACAGAAUAUCGCUCAGAGUCCAUCUCAUCCACUCCGUCUCCUGUACUUCCAUCCACACCCCAACUUUCUGGACAUUCAAAGUCUGGUAGCAAAGACUGCUGCACACAGACAGAUAAAAAUAAUGAGCAAAGCAAAGCCCCUUCAGUGGCUGCAUCUCCAGGCCCGGGGAGGCUGGCCACUCCGAGCCCCAUGUAUAGCUCUGAGAAAACAGAUGCAGUUUUCCAGUCCAGCACUUUGGAUAGAAAAAAUCCCAUCCCGUCCCUGGACCAAGAUCUUACAGAUGGGGAAUUGGUGGAAUAUCUUAUAUAAACAAGAUAUUUCAAAUUUUUUUUAUUUUAUUUUUUAUUUUAACUAUUAUGGUAUUUAUAGGAAGAUCUACCCCAAACAUAUUUAUACAUAUUUGAAGAUUUGUUUUUCAGUCAUGCAGACUUUUUAUAUUUGUAAAUUACAUAAAUGCCUUUUGUACAGAACUGAAGGGACUUUAGUGCUGAAAGUAAUCUAUAAUUGUUGUCGGAAAGACUAUGAAUGAUUUCUCUUUGUCGCUUAAAGCACAUGGGCCAUCUGCUGGCAGAGGACUUGGCACCCAGUCUUGUUGGUUAACAUUUUUGGAUACAUAGGUGAACCUUUGUCUUCUGAAUGUAGAAGGAAUGAAAUAAACUCCAUUCUCCUGGGCA
This is a messenger RNA of Bufo bufo (common toad), 3305 nucleotides long. RefSeq names its product angiomotin (gene AMOT). The transcript has 13 exons. Gene Ontology annotation, cellular component: cytoplasmic vesicle; plasma membrane; lamellipodium. Bases 265 to 2940 code for a protein of 891 amino acids. Gene Ontology annotation, molecular function: signaling receptor activity. Gene Ontology annotation, biological process: angiogenesis; establishment of cell polarity involved in ameboidal cell migration; hippo signaling. The record is from RefSeq and is a predicted model, not a curated record. NCBI's taxonomy places the organism in Eukaryota, Metazoa, Chordata, Amphibia, Anura, Bufonidae.